Phragmites australis (common reed) is the source of this 5961-nucleotide messenger RNA. RefSeq lists its product as uncharacterized. Gene Ontology annotation, molecular function: RNA-DNA hybrid ribonuclease activity; nucleic acid binding. NCBI's taxonomy places the organism in Eukaryota, Viridiplantae, Streptophyta, Magnoliopsida, Poales, Poaceae. The coding region runs from base 1 to 5961 and encodes 1986 amino acids. Gene Ontology annotation, biological process: DNA integration. The transcript has 4 exons. The record is from RefSeq and is a predicted model, not a curated record.
AUGGUGAAUAGGAAGAUGAGGCAAAUGGUUAGUGAUCAAGCCCCUCGGUCAACGGAGAGUGAGCUCGAGAAGCCAUAUGAAGCGUGGCACGACCUAGUGCCCUUCCCAUCAGGAUGGCAUCCACCCAAGUUCCGUCAAUUUGAUGGGACCGGUGACGCAAGGGAGCACCUCGCAUACUUUGAAGCAGCAUGUGGAGACACUGCUAACACCUCAUCAUUACUACUUCGGCAAUUCUCUGGAUCCUUGACCGGGCCAGCUUUCCACUGGUACAGUCGCCUACCGGUUGGAUCUAUUAAGAACUGGAUUGAAAUGAAGGAAGUCUUCAGGAAGCAUUUUGUCGCCAUAAAGAAAGACUUCUCCAUUGUCGAGCUGUCACAGGUCAAACAGCGACGUGAUGAAGCUAUUGACGACUACAUCGUGCGCUUCCGAAAUAGUUACGUGCGCCUUGCUAGGGAGAUGGACCUAGUGGAUGCCAUUGAAAUGUGUGUCCAUGGCAUGCAACAACACUGGUCACUUGAAGUUUCCCGGCGUGAACCAAGGACGUUCAGUGCUCUGAGCUCCGCGGUGGCCGCCACCAAGCUGGAGUUCGAGAAAUCACCCCAGAUCAUGGAGCUUUACAAGAAUGCAAGAGCCUUUGACCCAACCAAGCGCUUCAAUUCAACGGCCAAAACAAGCAACAACGGGGGCAAAGCCAAGGCGCCAGCAGAGGCAAAUGCGACAAGAAUCUUCCCCACCAUGCCCCAAAGCCAAGUUCCUACUUUGGGCAUGAAGAAUGAUCAAGCUGGGAACAGACAACGCCCCUCGAUCCAGGAGCUCCUCAAGAAGCAAUACGUCUUCCGACGAGAGUUGGUGAAAGGGAUGUUCGAGCAGCUGAUGGAACACAGCGCUUUGAACCUGCCUGACCCACGGAGGCCUGACCAAGUAAACAUGACUAAUAAUCCAUUAUAUUGCCCAUAUCACAGGUAUGUUGGCCACGUCAUUGAAGAUUGCGUCGCCUUCAAGGAAUGGCUCCAAAGAGCCAUAAAUGAGAAGAGGAUAAAUUUGGAUCCGGAAGCUAUCAACCCUGACUACCAUGCAGUUAAUAUGGUGGUGGUAAAGUCGAGCGCUCCACCAGGCGAGGAAAGAGUUGGACAUGAAAACUCAUGGGCACCACUUGCCCAAGUGGAGCACCAACUUGCUAGCAUGGUGUUUGCAGCGGCCCCCACCGUUCACAAGGAGGUGCCCCACCUCAUUGACGAGCGAGCAUGGAAUGAUUUCCUACCCAAGAAUUGGGAGCAGUUGUCAUCAGUAAAGAUGGAAGAAGCACAGGAAGGAACAAGUUCUACUCCACCCUCAAGUGUAGCAACCUGCAAUGUCAUCCUCGCCUAUGAAGAUUCUGCAAGCUCAGACUCCGACGGGUUGUUCACAGCAAAGGAGCAAGAAGUGCUACGUAUGGAUGCCCACCAAGAGGAGGCGCAAGCCGAAGUCAAUAUGAACUUGCGAGGAGGAAAGGUUUUACCGGAUCCACCGAAGACUAAAGCAUCAAAGGUGGAUAAGCACACAAAAGAUUCAAACCUGCCAGAAGAAAUUCCAGAAGCCUCAUGUAAAAAGGCAGGAAAGCAACAAGACAUUGACUACAAUAUCAUCGCACAUCUCAAGCGGAUUCCUGCACUUCUAAGCGUCUAUGAUGCUCUCAUGCUAGUGCCAGAACUUCGUGAAGCCCUUGUAAAGGCAUUGCUUGAUCCGGAGCUCUACGAGGUAGCCAUGGCCAAGCAUCGACUCUUCUCCAACCCGUUGUAUGUGAAUGAAAUCACCUUCGACGAAGAAGAUAAUAUAAUAGAAGACGGUGACCAUAAUCGUCCUCUCUACAUCGAAGGGAACAUAGGAGCUGCACAUCUUCGCCGAAUUCUCAUCGACCCAGGGUCCGCCGUGAAUAUACUACCCGUCCGAAGUCUAAUUCGGGCUGGGUUUACAGCAGAUGAGUUGGAACCUACAGAUGUGGUCAUCUGCGGCUUCGACAAUUCAGGGACAUCAACACUUGGUGCCAUCACCGUCAGGAUUCAGAUGUCUACCUAUAGCUUCAAAGUGCGAUUCUUCGUCAUUGAAGCUAACACUUCAUACUCGGCACUCCUAGGGAGGCCAUGGAUCCACAAAUAUCGAGUGGUGCCCUCCACCCUGCAUCAAUGCUUGAAAUUUCUUGAUGGCAACGGGACGCAACAACGUAUCACUGGCAACAUUUGUCCUUACACUGUCCAAGAGUCGUAUCAUGCCGACGCUAAAUAUUACUUCCCAGUUGUGGGAAAAAAAGCAAUGACGACCCUAAAGGUCGAUCCUAGAAUGACUCGCCUACUGGAAAGGGCGGGGAUCGCUCUUCGUCGGAACAAUAGGAUGCCGCCGCCACCCGCUAUAUGUGAGGAAUGGUGGGGGCAACCGGAGGACUUUAUCAAAAGAAGACCCAAGGUUCAGCCAAAGUUCGGGCUCGGCUACCACAACACAAAGAGCUACAACACUGAAGAUGAAGGACCUGAAGACGUUCGGGUUCACUGCUUCACCAUGACUGCUGCCUUGGGAGACAACAUCAACCCCUCCUACCAAGUUCCACAACAAAAUCUUGGUGAGAUGAUGGCCGUUGAGGUCGAUGAAGAGCUCGAUGCUACAUCGGUACCUCAGGAACUUGAAGGUGGUGGGCAACCAACCAUUGAUGAGCUCGUAGAGAUCAACCUGGGGACAAAGGAUGAUCCACGACCUAUCUUCGUUAGCUCCACGCUUACAGAAGAAGAACGUGAAUACUAUCGAAGCUUCCUGAUGGAAUACCGAGAUUGCUUUGCCUGGAACUAUAAGGAGAUGCCGGGGUUAGAUCCUCGUGUCGCCACUCACAAGUUGGCGAUUGACCCACAGUUCCGUCCCGUAAAACAGCCACCAAGGCGCUUGCGACCGGAAUUUCAAGACCAAGUCAUCGCCGAGGUUGAUAGGCUCAUCACAGCGGGAUUCAUCAAGGAGAUACAAUAUCCCCGCUGGCUUGCCAACAUCGUCCCUGUGGAGAAGAAGAAUGGACAAGUUCGAGUCUGCGUUGACUUUCGUGACUUGAAUCGGGCCUGUCCCAAAGAUGAAUUCCCACUGCCAAUCACAGAGAUGGUUGUUGAUUCUACUACAGGUUUUGGUGCUCUAUCCUUCAUGGAUGGGUCAUCAGGCUAUAAUCAGAUCAAGAUGGAUCCACAUGACGCCUUUAACACAGCAUUUAGGACUCCCAAGGGCAACUUCUACUACACAGUGAUGCCUUUCGGGUUGAAGAAUGCUGGCGCAACAUAUCAACGUGCCAUGACAUACAUCCUCGAUGACCUAAUUCAUCACUCGGUAGAGUGCUACGUUGAUGACAUGGUGGUGAAAACUAAAGACCGUAGGAACCAUCAAGAUGACCUACGAGUUGUCUUUGAGCGACUGCGUCGACACCAACUCAAGAUGAAUCCACUGAAGUGUGCCUUUGCCGUCCAAUCCGGCGUCUUCCUCGGCUUUGUCGUUCGACAUCGAGGCGUCGAGAUUGAGCCGAAAAAGAUCAAGGCAAUCCUCAAUAUGCCGCCUCCUCAGGAGCUCAAGGAACUGAAGUCAUUGCAAGGGAAGCUGGCGUACAUCCGGCGCUUCAUCUCCAACCUUUCUGGGCGCAUCCAACCAUUUUCGAAGCUCAUGAAGAAAGGUGCACCAUUCGUGUGGGAUGAAGAGUGUCAAAACGGCUUUGACAACAUCAAAAAGUAUCUUCUUAAUCUUCCUGUUUUGGCUGCUCCUGUAAAGGGGCGCCCGCUUAUCCUCUAUAUUGCAGCACAACCUGCUUCAAUAGGCGCCCUACUCGCUCAACACAAUGAUGAGGGUAAGGAGGUGGCAUGCUACUACCUGAGCCGCACCAUGGUGGGUGCAGAACACAAUUACGCCCCCAUCGAGAAGUUAUGCCUGGCCCUAAUCUUCGCCUUAAAGAAGCUAAGGCACUACAUGUUGGCACAUGAAAUCCAGCUUGUUGCAAGAGCGGAUCCUAUAAGGUACGUUCUAAGUCAGCCUGUGCUCAUUGGGCGACUUGGUAAAUGGGCUCUGCUCAUGAUGGAAUUCGACAUCACUUUCGUGCCACAGAGGGCAAUCAAGGGACAGGCCCUGGCGGAGUUUCUUGCUGCGCACCCAGUCCCAGAUGACUCCCCUCUCGUCACAAACUUACCGGAUGAGGAAGUUUUCACCACCAAACUUGAAGCCCCAUGGGAGCUGUAUUUCGAUGGAGCCUCACGCACGGAGGCCGAGCCUGAUGGAACCCCAAGGAGGAGAGCAGGAGCGGGACUGGUAUUCAAGACUCCACAAGGAGGAGUAAUGUAUCAUUCAUUCUCUCUCCUUAAGGAAGAAUGCUCCAACAAUGAGGCGGAGUACGAGGCGUUCAUCUUUGGCCUCCUCUUGGCGCUCUCCAUGGAGAUCAAUGAUAUCUAUGAGGUUCGAAAGCCAGAGCUGGUGCCAUACUACAAUGCAGCCCAGGUACUCAUGAAAAAAUUCAACCAUAUUGAAGUUGUCCAUGUCCCACGAAGUAGGAAUGCACCAGCCGAUGCCUUGGCAAAGCUUGCUGCAGCACUCGUGCUUCCAGAAGGUGAACCUGCACAAGUGACUGUUGAAGAAAGGUGGCUCCUCCCUGCUGUUCUAGAGCUCGUCCCUGAGGAGUAUGAAGUCAAUACCGUCACGACGAAUGCUGUCGAGGAGGACGACUGGCUUAGGCCCUUCCUCAACUAUUUCAAGCAUGGCAGUCUCCCCGACGAUCCAGUCAAAAGACGCCAACUGCAACGACGGCUCCCCUUCUAUGUCUACAAGGCGGGAGUCCUAUACAGGCGCUCUUAUGGGCAAGAAGUCCUUCUCCGAUGUGUCAACCGAAGCGAAGCUGAGGAAGUCCUUCGAGAGAUGCAUCAUGGAGUAUGUGGUGGGCAUCAAAGCGGACCAAAGAUGUAUCACAGCAUUCGACUUGCUGGAUACUAUUGGCCCGGCAUUAUGGCAGACUGCAUAAGGGUAGCAAAGAGUUGCCAUGGAUGCCAGAUUCAUGGUGACUUCAAGCAUCAACCACCAGCCGCUCUCCAUCCAACUAUUCCCUCAUGGCCAUUUGACGCUUGGGGGAUCGAUGUUAUCGGCCCGAUUGACCCUCCUUCCUCGGGAGGCCAUCGCUUCAUCCUUGCCGCUACGGAUUACUUCUCCAAGUGGGCGGAAGUUGUGCCACUACGUGAAGUCAAAAGUGGCAACGUCAUCAACUUCUUGGAACGGCAAAUCGUAUACCGCUUCGGGAUCCCACAUCACAUCACCUCCGACAAUGCCAAAGCAUUCAAGUCUGAUAGAAUGCACAGGUUCAUGGAUAAAUACAAGAUCAAGUGGAACUACUCCACCGGCUACUAUCCUCAGGCGAACGGGAUGAUCGAGGCGUUUAACAAGACCCUUGGCAAGAUACUCAAGAAGACAGUGCACAAGCACCGAAGGGAUUGGCAUGAUCGCCUAUUUGAAGCUCUGUGGGCAUACCAUGUCACAGUUCGUACCCCAACCCAAGCCACCCCGUACUCUCUCAUCUAUGGGUGUGAAGCAGUCUUGCCACUGGAGAUCCAACUGCCAUCCCUACGGGUGGCUAUUUAUGAGGAGCUCACUCAGGAUGAACAGAUACAGCUUCGGUUCCAGGAGCUCGACACCUUAGAAGAAGAGCGUCUCCACGCCCUCCAGGACCUAGAGUUGUAUCGCCAAAACAUGGUGAGAGCCUACGACAAGCUCGUCAAGCAACGAGUCUUCAAGAAAGGCGAAUUGGUGCUUGUACUGCGACGCCCCAUCAUCAUCACGCACAAGACAAAGGGCAAAUUUGAACCGAAGUGGGAGGGGCCAUACGUCAUCGAGCAAGUAUAUGAUGGAGGUGCCUAUCAGCUGGUUGACCAACAAGGAUCCCGGCCGAUGCCCCCAAUCAAUGGGAGGUUUUUGAAAAAAUAUUUUGCUUAA